Molecule: messenger RNA, 4368 nt
Organism: Hipposideros armiger (great roundleaf bat)
Lineage: Eukaryota; Metazoa; Chordata; Mammalia; Chiroptera; Hipposideridae
Gene: DSG1
Product: desmoglein 1
Exons: 12
Coding region: 1-2457 (818 amino acids)
Biological process (GO): homophilic cell-cell adhesion
Cellular component (GO): plasma membrane; desmosome
Molecular function (GO): calcium ion binding; gamma-catenin binding
Source: RefSeq, a predicted model, not a curated record
AUGGCUUGGCAAUGGAAGCGUAAGAAGGAAAAGGUAAGAGAUUAUAACACUAAAAAUGGCACCAUCAAGUGGCAUUCAAUCAGAAGGCAAAAACGUGAAUGGAUCAAGUUCGCUGCAGCCUGCCGUGAAGGCGAAGACAACUCAAAGAGGAACCCAAUCGCCAAAAUUCAUUCAGACUGUGCCGCAAACCAGCAAGUUACAUACCGCAUCUCUGGAGUAGGAAUUGAUCAACCACCUUACGGAAUCUUCAUUAUUAAUCAAAAAACUGGUGAAAUUAACAUAACAACCAUAGUUGACCGAGAAGUCACCCCGUUUUUCAUUAUCUACUGCCGGGCUCUGAAUUCACAGGGCCAAGACUUAGAGAGGCCUCUUGAGCUCAGAGUCAGGGUUUUGGAUAUAAAUGACAACCCUCCAGUAUUUUCUAUGUCUACUUUUCUAGGACAAAUAGAAGAGAGUUCUAAUGCAAAUACACUGGUGAUGAGACUCAAUGCUACUGACGCAGAUGAACCAAAUAAUUUGAACUCAAAAAUAGCCUUCAAGAUCAUAAGCCAGGAACCUUCUGAUUCACCCAUGUUUAUUAUCAACAGAUACACUGGAGAAAUCCGAACAAUGAAUAAUUUUCUAGACAGAGAGCAAUAUGGCCAGUAUUCUCUUGCUGUAAGAGGCUCAGACCGCGAUGGCGGGUCAGAUGGUAUGUCAGCAGAGUGUGAAUGCAGUAUUAAAAUCCUGGAUGUCAAUGAUAACAUCCCAUACAUGGAAAAGCCUUCAUAUUCCAUAGAAAUUGAAGAAAAUGCUCUAUAUUCAGAUUUGCUUCAGAUUAGAGUAAUUGAUUUGGAUGAGGAGUACACAGCUAAUUGGAUGGCAGUAAUUUUCUUUAUCUCUGGAAAUGAGGGAAAUUGGUUUGAAAUAGAAAUGAAUGAAAGAACAAAUGUGGGGAUCUUAAAAGUUAUUAAGGAUUUNCUGGUACAUUUUCAAGAAAUGGUCCCAUUUUUGUUGAUCUGUUGUGAUUGUGGAGGUGCCUCUGGUGGUGGAGCUGGCUUUGAGCCUGUUCCUGAAUGUUCAGAUGGAGCAAUUCAUUCAUGGGCAAUGGAAGGACCACACCCCGACCCCCCUGGUUUGACCACCGUUUGUAUACCAGGAAUACAACAAGCCAAUAAUGUAAAUGUGAUUGAAUGCAUUGACAACUCAGGUGUUUACACAAAUGAGUAUGGUGGCAGAGAAAUGCAAGAUCUGGGAGGAGAAGAAAGAAUGACAGGAUUUGAACUAACAGAUGGAAUUAAAACAAGAGGACCUGAGAUAUGUCAAGAAUAUUCUGGAACAUUAAGAAGAAAUUCUAUGAGGGAAUGUAGAGAAGGAGGUCUGAAUAUGAACUUCAUGGAAAGUUACUUCUGUCAGAAAGCAUAUGCUUAUGCAGAUGAAGAUGAAGGACGUCCAUCCAAUGACUGUUUGCUCAUAUAUGAUAUUGAAGGUGUAGGUUCCUCCGCUGGCUCUGUGGGUUGUUGUAGCUUCAUUGGAGAAGACUUUGAUGACAGCUUCUUGGAUACACUGGGGCCUAAAUUUAAGAAGUUGGCAGAUAUCAGCCUGGGAAAGGAAGCUGAACCCUACCCAGACUUUGACCCCUCUUGGCCACCUGACAGCGCUGAACCGAUUUGCCCUCAGCAGGGAACAGAGCCUCCUGCUGGCGGACGCCCACCCAUCUCCUCACGUUACGGCACUACCACAGUCAUUUCUGAGAAUGCCUACCCCUCAGGACCUGGUGUACAACAUCCUAUGCCUAUUCCUGAUCCUGUGGGCUAUGGUAAUGUCACUGUAACUGAGUCUUACGCCACCUCUGGCACUCUGAAGCCCUCUGUCCAUGUUCAUGAUAAUCGACAUGCCUCAAACGUGGUGGUGACAGAGAGGGUGGUUGGCCCAAUCUCUGGCGCUGACUUUCAUGGAAUGUUAGAGAUGCCUGACUUGAGAGAUGGGUCAAACAUUAUAGUGACAGAAAGGGUUAUAGCACCAAAUUCAAGUCUACCCACUACUUUGACCAUCCCUGAUCCCAGAGAGUCUUCAAAUGUGGUAGUCACAGAAAGAGUAAUUCGACCAACUUCUGGCAUGAUGGGCAGCCUGAGUAUGCAUCCCGAGUUAUCAAAUGCCCACAAUGUGAUUGUGACAGAGAGGGUUGUUUCUGGCUCUGGCAUAACUGGCAUUAGUGGCCCAGCUGGGAUAAUUGGAGGCAGUGGCACAGUCAGUAGUGGUUUGAUUGGCAGUGCCGCUGGAGUCAGUGGUGGCGGCAUCGGGCUGAGCAAUCUAGGAAGAGGCAUGGGCCUGAGUAGUGGCAUGGGGGGAACAGCCACCAUUGGUCAUAUGAGGGGCUCCUCUGACUAUCACUUUGGCCAGACCCUUGAGUCCGUCUCCCCUAGUGCAACCCGGAGUCGAAUCACCAAGUAUAAUACAGUACAGUAUACUAAGUAACCAGGACUCCAGCACAGUUUUUCUCGGUACUUGUGAUUUCGGUUCGGUUCUCACCAACCAAACAGCUAACAAUAUGAUUUAUGAUGUACAACUAGGCGCUAAGGUAAUUGUGGAGCAAGGUGAGAAGCCACAUGAGAAAAAUAAGUGGAAACAGUGCUGCUGGGCAAGAACUCUCCCUAGCAUUUGUAAACGUUUUUCUUAUAUUAAUACUAAUGGAAUCCUGACAGUGAACUAAAACUUAAGACAGGCUUUUCUUGGUGCCUAUAAGUAAGGCCUGUAGGGUCUUCUUUGUUUCUGUGUGGCCUGUAGAGCAUCUCCAGCACGUGGAAGAAGUAAAACUCGGUAAUGUAAAAGCACUGGCCUUAAGACGGCAAUUGGCAUAAUUUCCUUUGCUGUUUUGAUUUGCUCAGGCAAUAUUUCAAAAGCACUCAGCAUGCAAUAUGUGUUCAUGUAUGUGGGAAGAAUUUGAAACCUGCGACAAAUGCCCUGUCAGUUUCACAGAUAAUGUAAAUAAAAAUCCAACCACAUAUUCCGACCAAGGUUAACCAUUAAAGAAAAAAAAAUCUGGUUACAUAGCCAGGUCCACAAGCCACCAAGCUCUCCUCCCUUAAUCACUGCAAAAGGUAAAAUAAAUCUUAAAUUAGGAAAUGGUUCCUAGGAGAGAAAUUCCAUAUGAGUGGCAACAGGGUGAGAUCCAUUUAGGAUAACCUGGCAUCGUCUGAGCCUGAAUCUUGAGAUGGGGCUGCAGCUACAAUUCCUAUGGAGUCAAGGUCUUUUCUGCUUCUAGCUUCUGUUUAGUGUAGAUGCAGUAUUGAUUAAUAUUGCAUAUGGGUAAGGUUGCAGCAUAUCACACUCAUUUUUCCCUUUACCACUCUGACUCUAGUCUUAAUAAAGGAAAACCUGCCAAGUGUACUUCUCAGAUUGAAGCAACUAGCAACUGACAUGGUUGUCCUCCCUAGAGGUAGAUUGAUUACCUUUCAAGGAAGUGGAUGGGAAGUGCAUUGUACUUUCAGAUUGUGUUUCUAGUAAGUGUUAUUGACUUAUAUUCAGCUCUUUAUUACAUAUCUCUCAAGUUAAAAUAAUUUACUUAAGCUGAGCUGUGAAUUGAAGCCUGCAGUAUUGUUAAGCUUUGGGAAAUGUUUUAAAGGGGAUCUAAAAAAAAAAAAAAGAUUUUAGAAAAUGUAAAAUGUUUAAUGGGGAAAGUUAGAAUUGUUCAGUAAAGUAAUACUGUACUGUUACUUAAGUUCAGUACUUUUUAAAACAACCCUCUGCUGCUGAUUGGAAGGGAUCAAUAGGAACUUUUAACAGAGUUGAUGAUAUUAUGUUAACAUGAAUGAAAUUGCACUAGAUAACCCCAUUUCCUUAUUCUAUCCCACUCCCAACUGAAUUUUCUCAUGAGCAUACAUUUUACAUUCCUGAUUUGAUUUGUCAAUAAGCUCUUGGCUUAUAUAUGCUCCAAUUUGUAGAUUCCAAAGUAUAUAGUACAAUAUAUUUUUCUAGCUUCAAAAUUUAGUAAUGUACUAUUUAUGGUAUGUCAUUUCUGUGUGUUUGUUAUCUGGUAUUAUUUGGUUAAAAAUCUCUAAAUAGAAUCAAAGCAUCCUCAGCCAGAGGUAAAUUUACGUUUGCAUGAUAAAGGGGUGUUUUUUCUCUUUUCUAAAUUUAGUAUUAAUACGAGCUCACUAAAGUAAAACUGAACAUGACAAAAUCUUUUAAGGAGUAUUAUCCCCAAUUACUCAAAUUUCCUAGGGUCUUACAAGAUCAAAGAAUAGUUUUUCAACGUCCAACGCUUGUCAGAUGGGGGCUAGGCAGUGAAUUACUUGCCUAGAGCAAUUUUGCUCUAUGUUAGCAGAUGAUGUCAAUAUUUUCAAAGCCACAAUAUACUUCUUACUUUAACUCUAUAGACUAUGUAAA